Xylona heveae TC161 is the source of this 3762-nucleotide messenger RNA. Its product is annotated as MAP kinase. Gene Ontology annotation, cellular component: cytoplasm. Bases 1 to 3762 code for a protein of 1253 amino acids. Gene Ontology annotation, biological process: stress-activated MAPK cascade; protein phosphorylation. The transcript has 3 exons. The record is from RefSeq and is a predicted model, not a curated record. Gene Ontology annotation, molecular function: ATP binding; MAP kinase kinase kinase activity. NCBI's taxonomy places the organism in Eukaryota, Fungi, Ascomycota, Xylonomycetes, Xylonales, Xylonaceae.
AUGAACGGGGUCUACGAGAACGCUCCAUCUCUUUCAACUACAUCACUCACGUCGUCUCGUCAGCAGCGCCCCGGAGGGCCGGCUCGGACACCAUCUAACACCUAUGCGCCUGCUCGUGGACCAUCACAAUAUAUUCCUUUUCAUUCGACACGGCAGAGAUCCUCAUCUGCAACCAGAUCUCGAAGAGACCCUCAAGCGCUGUAUCGAGCUCAGGAGAAGGCGUAUGUGCAAAGAUUGCGACAAGACCCAAAUAUCGUGUAUUACAACGAGCCAUAUACACCAAGCUUAGAUUAUAGUACCGAUUCGACGUCAGAUGAUGAAUCUCCAUCUUCUGAGGUACAAUUCGACAAUGACAACUAUGAUCAAGAGACUUUGCUUUACUACGGAAAUGACGACAUUGAACUCUCGCCGGAGGAGUUGAAGAUACCAGCAAAUCGGGAAAGGUUGGAAUGGCACUCUAUGCUUGCAUCGGUUUUGACAGGAGACGUUGUUAAGCAAGAGAAGAAGCGUUUGAUUGGAGGACCCGAGCAAAAAGGAGGAAACUCGUUGAAAAUGGAAAUUUGGCUCGGAGUGCGGUCGAAAGUUUGCGGUCGCACAGUUGCUGCUCAACAAAGGAUGAUUGAAGAUGGCAGAGCUGCUCUGGGUCCUGUCAUAGAAGAGAUUAUUGCGUUCCAAAUCAAGGGAGAAACGGAAGUGGGAAAGCCGCCUUUUGACCAGGUCCAAGAUAUCGUACGCAAAAUCGAGAAAUGCGAGAGUCUGUAUCCCACUCGAUCUGCGCUGGAGACAGCUCAUUCUCGAGCGGCCUCGGAGGAAUUCAAAGCUAGCUGCGAUGCUGUAAUGGCAUGGCACAAUACUACCAACCUUAUCAACACGGAGCUGGCCAUCCUUCGCGAUUGGGUUGGCAAUGACGAGCUAGACUUUUCCAAACCUCAAAGUCGGUCGACCACGAUCAGCAGCCUGUCAGAUGAAAUCUCUUUCAUUGACCGAAUUCGGCAAGAAGAUGGCCUUAAAUCUCUUCAGGGCGACCUCAGUACCCGGCCACCUCAGCGGGGUAUGCUCGUGGGCGUUGGCGAGGUCAUUACUAAAGCCAAAAAUACCCUCAUCGGAAAUGCGGAUGCGUUUGCUUUGCGCCACCUACCGCCUUAUAUUGAAGAGCUCUUGACGCUCAUCAAUUUUCCAUCGCGGCUGAUUCAGGAGAUCAUUCGAAUGCGACUUCUAUUUUCGCGAAAGAUCAAGGAUUUCUCACAGCUGAGUGUUAUGAUGGCCGAGCAAAUGAUCUCUCAAUUCCGAAUACUCUUAACGCUGGCAGUAAAGAUCAAGCAAGAGUACACCAUAAUCGCGCAGCCGCAGCCAGGCUGGGACUUGCCACCGUGCAUUGACGAGAAUUUUGAUUCAGUUGUUGUGGACGCUCUGAAGUUCUAUUUCAAAAUGCUGAACUGGAAAUUGACAAGCAACAAGAACACCUUUAAAGAAGCAGAAAUUUUGGAACAGGAGUGGGAAUUCUCAACGGAAACUGGCCGGCAUCUUGAGGGUGGUGAUGCCGAAGUUGCUGAACAAUUCAGUUCACUUACUGCCAAGGCUUUGACGCGUCUAACAGCACACUUUGAAAAGGAACUUCAGCGACGGCCGGAAGAGGUUCCCUCUGAUAUGGACAAGCGAUACAAGCAAAUAUUGGACUCGGUCCGGGUCAGGCAGAGGAAACUAUUUCGAUUUUCCCGUAUUUUAGGCCAACGGUUUGAGAAUGCGACGGAAUUCAACAUCAAUAUCGACCUGGCACAGCGCCAACAACUUUAUGCGGCGCUCAUAACUUCUGGUCAUAUCCUUAUAGAAUCAGCUAGCGCUGCUCAGAAGGGGAUUUAUCUGAUUGCUUCUCCAGCUCUUGUUGAACAUCUUCGGGAUGUUCCUGCAAUUCUUGAAACAUGUUAUCAUGCCGACGAGCAAGCAGAGGAUCCAUCUAAUCCUUAUCUCCUGAUUCUAAGGCCAGAGGAUCCCUUAUAUUGGGACGGGCGGAGGGCAGAGAUUGAUGUCAGAGAAGCUCCGGUUGACGUCAAAGUGGGAAGGCUCCGACUUGUCUCAGAUGGGUCUCUGCAGCGAUUACAAAAUGCUCGAUUAGCUUUUGUUCAAGCAACUGGCAUUGGCUUGGAUGUGCUAGUUGAACAAAGGGCGAAUCUUCCCAGGGUAAACGCCGAACUUAUGCGUAUCAAAAAGACAGCUUAUCAGCUGUCCAACACUAUAAUGGGUAGUGUUGAAAUUAUCCGCAAUCAGACCAAAGGACUCGACUGCCAGGAGCUUAUUCAAACCUGCUUCGCAUUCGCCACUGAGUUCGGACAGCGGUCGCUCAUGUAUAUGGACAACAACCGCAGGGCGAUGAACAAUCUCAAAUUGACCCGCUUGGCCCUCGACUGGAUCAGCUUUAUCUGCGAUGACUGCAUUGCCGCCGAUCGAAAAACGUUUCGGUGGACGGUUGUGGCGCUUGAAUUUGCCAUGGUAAUGACACGGGGUCAGAAUAUUCUUUCAAUCAACGACGAGGAAUACGCCCGGCUGCGGUCAAAGGUCGCUGGUUGUAUGUCGCUGCUGAUCUCGCAUUUUGAUAUCAUGGGUGCAAGAUCAACCUUGGCCGCCCAGAAUGAACGACAGCGACUGGAGGCCAUGGGCGGUUUUAGAAAGGUGGACGUCAGUCGAAUGAGGGAUGACGAGGAGUCCUCUCGGUUUGUCCGCGAGCAGUGGCUUGCACAACUCUCGGAGAUCGACGAAAUUUGCAAGCAGAAACGGUCAGAACGACAGGUUCUUGGUCGAGUUUUGGAAGAUUUUAAUGAAGUUGAUCGGUCUUUGACGUCCCUUUCCUCGUCAGCCACCAACGUGACGCUACGAUGGCAGCAAGGUCACUUCAUCGGCGGAGGCUCAUUUGGGUCUGUCUAUGUAGCAAUGAACCUUGACUCUGGCUACUUGAUGGCCGUUAAAGAAAUUCGAUUGCAGGAUCCACAACUUAUUCCUACGAUUGCGCAGCAGAUUAGGGACGAGAUGCGCGUUCUGGAGGUGCUUGAUCAUCCGAACAUUGUUACUUAUCACGGUAUCGAAGUCCAUCGCGAUAAGGUCUAUAUUUUCAUGGAGUACUGUUCCGGUGGUUCUCUUGCAGGGCAAUUGGAGUACGGAAGAAUUGAGGACGAGACAGUGAUUAUGGUUUAUGCAUUGCAAAUGCUCAAUGGCUUGGCAUAUCUCCAUGAGAGCAGAAUUGUGCACCGCGAUAUCAAGCCUGAAAAUAUUCUACUUGAUCACAACGGGGUCAUCAAAUACGUCGAUUUUGGAGCUGCGAAGAUCAUUGCACGACAGGGAAAGACCCUUGGCCCAGAAGUAGCGGGUACUCGUAGGGGAAAACAGAAGUCGAUGACAGGCACGCCUAUGUACAUGUCUCCGGAAGUCAUCAGAGGCAACUCUGAAGGCCGACAUGGCGCCAUCGACAUUUGGUCUCUCGGUUGCGUCAUCCUGGAGAUGGCAACUGGAAGAAGACCAUGGGCUAAUCUGGACAAUGAAUGGGCUGUGAUGUACAACAUUGCGCAAGGAAACCCUCCGCAACUCCCGGCCAAAGACCAGCUUAGCGAAGCAGGAAUCGACUUCCUCAAGAAAUGCUUCGAGCGCGAUCCAUCAAAAAGGAGCUCCGCAGCAGAACUACUCCAACAUGAAUGGAUCAUGGCUAUUAAACGACAAGUGGACAUUGAUCCCCCCACGCCCAGUGAGACGUCUAGCACCAGCAGCAGCGUGUAG